AUGGGCAUCCUCAGCAACAACACCCACAAGGCACCUGUCACGGUCCGCGUCGAAAAGCGCCCGUGGCAACAGCGCCAGUACCACCCCGAUGGGCGGUACUACAUUCUCGACCCCAAGCCCCCUCCUGUCAAGAAUACCAGGCCCGAGGAGGAGAUUGCCAAGAACAUCAACGCCCGCAACGGAAAGAAGCCUUCCGCCACGACGAAACCGUGGGCACUUUCGGACUGCGGCUGGAAGGACUGGGAGCCCGUCUUCCACCAGGCCGCCGUCAAGUUCCGCGUCGACAGCGGAGGAAGGAAGAAGCUCGAGCAGCACAUGUCCUUCAACCGAGAGCACGAUGGUUACCUGCACUGGCGGUGCAGCCUCGAGCGAUCAGGCUCUAACGGCACCCUGAAAGUCGCGUUCUCGCAGGAUCUCGACAGCCGAACUUUCAACAUAUUGUCUGUCCUCUACAUGACAGACGGCUUGGCUCCCAGGGUCGCUACGCAAACGAGCCUCGCGCACGCACGCAGGACCGGCUGCACCUUCUGGACGGAGCUCUCACCGCCGGACUGCAAAGUCGUCCCCUGUUGCGACGAGUUGUGCCAGGACGUACCCUCUCGAGUGGAACUUUCCGUAUACGAGCACUCCCUGCACAUCGACCAGCUCAAGAAGGACUUUGCCAAACGGAUGACGGAGCUCGAGUCUGAUCAGGCGACCUCGAUUCGCGGUUUCGGGUGCAAGAUCCAGAAGCUUGUGAAGGAGAAUGAGGUUCUGGAAGAGCGGUUGAAGGAUCUCGUCCGGCAAAACCGGGCCCUGAAGUCGGUAUCCCGCCGUGUAGGCAGGGGCAGCUUAGGCAUGAAGAGAGGUCGCGAGGAGACGGUCGGCAGCGACAGCGGAUGUGGAGAGACGGGGAGUGAGAAGGGUGCGAAGGCCGAUGAGGUCAUGCGCGAGGUGGAGGACAGCUCUGAUGACGAUGAGCCCCUGGUCCGCAAUUUGAAGCGUCGGCGUUUGGCAUGA
Purpureocillium lilacinum is the source of this 999-nucleotide messenger RNA. RefSeq lists its product as uncharacterized. Lineage: Eukaryota; Fungi; Ascomycota; Sordariomycetes; Hypocreales; Ophiocordycipitaceae. The record is from RefSeq and is a predicted model, not a curated record.